Messenger RNA from Didymella exigua CBS 183.55, 870 nucleotides. RefSeq lists its product as uncharacterized. The transcript is spliced from 3 exons. NCBI's taxonomy places the organism in Eukaryota, Fungi, Ascomycota, Dothideomycetes, Pleosporales, Didymellaceae. Bases 16 to 654 code for a protein of 212 amino acids. The record is from RefSeq and is a predicted model, not a curated record.
GAGUACAUAACAUUAAUGGCAUCUAAGCUUGCGCAGCAUGCCCUGCACUGCGAGCUCGUUGAAGUUGGACUAGAUAACGAAGUUGACGGGGUCGGAGAACGAGAGGCGUCAUGGAAACUGCUUACCGUCUACGAAAUGGACAAUGCAGACCAGGCAACGGACUCAACAUACGACAAGAGCAAUCACAUAGAUAUGACGGGACCAAUGUCGAAUGCGAGAUUUGAUGUCAGGACUUAUGAGGAGGUCAAGAGGUGGCAGCAAGUCGACUGGGAUGGUAAUCACGCGGACAUCGUCAGUGUAGCCGUUAUGGAGUGGCAAGUCGCAGAGGGCGAUGAGAAGGAAAUCCUGGACUUCUACCAAACGGUGGCCGCUCCCACGAUUGCAUCGUCUCCGGAUUGCCUGCGAUUCCGCAUGUUCAAGAUCAAGAAUGCGACAGUACUGAAAGCAGGCUCGUACGAGACACUGGAGAAGGAGAAACUGCACACGUAUCUCACAUUAGCGGAGCUCGAGACAGAAGAGUGGCCUUGGGACGUCGUCAUCGCGCUCGGUGAGAAGCCGAAAUGGAGAGAAUACUUCGAGGGACAGAAGUUUGUGAGGUGGCAGAGCAGCCACUACCUCGUGAAGCGGAGUUAUCCUGAGGAUGUCGACGAUUGAUUUGGGAUGAGCAUACCCGCGAGCGUUGCCAGUGCUUACUCUACCAUGAGCAGCGCUUGAAGCCUAAUCACGGUCAUGUGUUGAACCUUUGCGAUAUCAACUUGGUUCUCUCACUUUCUGCAGCAGCCAACUUCAACUUGGAGGUUCCAGUCGCCAAUAUACCAACUUCCUCGAGCCAUUUGUGCAUCUUCUCUUUCUUCCUCGUCCUCUUACUCA